ACAUGGCGGCGCGCUGAAUGUCACAUUACUGCGCACGCUAACGAUCGUUCCUGCAUGUUUGCGCCGAUUCAUAGCGACCCUGCCGAGGACGAGAGGACAUAGAAACACAUCCGGAGGAGGUUUCACCUGCGCGUCUCGACGUCGGCGAGGCUAUUUGGUGGUGAUAAGUUGCUACGGCGCAUUUUCCUCCCGACGCCUUCAGGCUGCCAACCCACAGCAGCAGCAGCAGCUCGUCGCUGACUCGUCAUAGGCAGUAAAAGUGAAUCAGUUAUAGUGAAUUAAUCUGUCUCAGAACUCUUCAGAUAUGGUGCAUCUCUCGUCACUGCUCUUGAAGAAGUACCACGGGGGCUACGUGGUCAUCAGGUUGGCGCUCGCCGGCCACAAACAAGCCAACAGACCCUUCUAUCGCAUCGUGGCGGCGUACAACAAACGGGCACGAGAUGGCAAAUACAUCGAGCAGCUGGGCACCUAUGACCCCCUCCCCAACAUCCACAACGAGAAACUCGUCAGCUUCAACUACGAAAGAAUCAAGUACUGGAUAGGCUGCGGGGCGCACACCACCAACCCCGUGUCCAAACUGCUAGGGUUGGCGGGGUUCUUCCCUCUGCAUCCCAUGACGGUAACGACGGCGGAGCGACGCAGAGCCCUCACAACGCCAACACACACAGAUCCAGGAGCAGAAACAGAUCCAGGAACAAAAACUACUGAUCCAGGAGCAGAGGGAGCACUGCAGGAGGCGACAAGGCAGCAGGAGGUGUGAGUGGUGCAGCUGGAGGUGUGAGCGGUGCAGCUGGAGGUGUGAGUGGUGUAGCUGGAGGUGUGAGCGGUGCAGCUGGAGGUCUGAGCGGUGCAGCUGGAUGCCUCAGAAAGACAACAGCCAGUCAGAAGAGUCCAGCUGACUCCAUCAGGUCAAAGGAAACCAUGUUGGUUUGGGGCCUCCUGACAGGACGUCUCCCGUUCACAUCUGACUCACGACCUUUUGUCACAAGCUGCCUCCUCUCUCUCUGUACCAUCAUCAUCAUCAUCACUCUUCAUCAUGCCAUCAAAUAAAGGCAAAAUUACCAAAAAUUAUCGUGAACCUUUUGAUUCAUUGGAUGGACUGCUCACCUUCAGCCGGUGGAAACUGCAGGUGGAAUCCUUCCCUCUGUGACCAACACACAACACAACACAACACAACACAAGUUCUUCAGAAAGACCGUCAUGAAUAUUGUAAACGUACAGCAAGUGUUUGUUUGGAUUCAGUAUUUUGUGUGAUUCAAUUAAAGUAGUAUA
This is a messenger RNA of Lampris incognitus (smalleye Pacific opah), 1272 nucleotides long. RefSeq names its product mitochondrial ribosomal protein S16 (gene mrps16). The record is from RefSeq and is a predicted model, not a curated record. The transcript is spliced from 4 exons. Gene Ontology annotation, molecular function: structural constituent of ribosome. Bases 305 to 760 code for a protein of 151 amino acids. Gene Ontology annotation, biological process: mitochondrial translation. NCBI's taxonomy places the organism in Eukaryota, Metazoa, Chordata, Actinopteri, Lampriformes, Lampridae. Gene Ontology annotation, cellular component: mitochondrial small ribosomal subunit; ribosome.